Arxiozyma heterogenica is the source of this 1320-nucleotide messenger RNA. It is a transcript of the gene PCT1, whose product is annotated as choline-phosphate cytidylyltransferase. Gene Ontology annotation, molecular function: phosphatidylcholine binding; choline-phosphate cytidylyltransferase activity. Gene Ontology annotation, cellular component: nuclear envelope. Bases 1 to 1320 code for a protein of 439 amino acids. NCBI's taxonomy places the organism in Eukaryota, Fungi, Ascomycota, Saccharomycetes, Saccharomycetales, Saccharomycetaceae. The record is from RefSeq and is a predicted model, not a curated record. The transcript has a single exon. Gene Ontology annotation, biological process: CDP-choline pathway.
AUGGAAAGAAAACUGAAUAGAACAGCUGCUUUAAAGAAAAGAUUAUCCUCUUCUUCACUUUCUAAGCUUUUCAAAAAGCGUGCUAAGAAGAGAUCUCAUAAUGACAUCUCUGAUGAUUCGGAAGAUAAGUAUUCUGAUUCAGAUAGCUAUUAUGAUAGCCAUGACAAUGAAAAUGAUAUACAAGUCCAAGACACUAAACGUCGUCGUUUAGAUGAUAACAAAAAAUCGACUGUUGAUGAUCAACAUGAACAAUUUUUGAUUCAUGAAAGAGAAUAUGAUGAAGCUUUACCAAAAGAAUUAAGAAAAUACAGACCGAAGGGAUUCCCGUUAAACUUACCCCCAAAGGAUAGACCAAUAAGAAUAUAUGCAGAUGGUGUCUUUGACCUUUUCCAUCUUGGUCAUAUGAAACAACUGGAGCAAUGCAAAAAAUCUUUCCCCAAUGUGGUUCUAAUCUGUGGGAUACCAAACGAUAAAAUUACCCACAAAUUGAAAGGUUUAACAGUCUUGACUGAUAAACAACGUUGCGAGACCCUAAUGCAUUGUAAAUGGGUCGAUGAAGUUAUACCGGAUGCUCCAUGGUGUGUUACCCCUGAAUUCUUACAAAAACAUAAAAUCGAUUAUGUAGCCCAUGAUGAUAUUCCUUACGUGAGUGGGGACAACGACGAUAUCUAUAAACCUAUUAAACAGAUGGGUAAAUUCUUAACAACUCAAAGAACCGAUGGUAUCUCUACAAGUGAUAUUAUCACUAAAAUUAUUAGGGACUAUGAUAAAUAUUUAAUGAGAAACUUCGCAAGAGGUGCAACAAGACAAGAGUUGAAUGUGUCGUGGUUGAAAAAAAAUGAAUUGGAAUUUAAGAAACAUAUCCAAGAUUUCAGAUCGUAUUUCAAGAAAAACCAACAGUUGUUGAAUAAUUCGUCAAAGGAUUUAUAUUUUGAAGUUAGAGAAAUUUUAUUAAGGAAAACAUUAGGCAACAAUUUGUAUUCCAAAUUGACUGGCGGAAACUCUGAUGAAUCUUUCAGUUUACGAAAGUUCAUUAAUGAGAAAAGAAGACAAAAAAACAUCAAAAAUAAAGACGAAGAGGAAGAAGAUGAACUUAUCAUCCCCAAAUCGCCAGCGACUGAAUUUGCAGAAAAAUUUACAGGAGAAGUACCAUCUGUUAUUCAUUCUGAAAGAGAAAAUGAGGAAGAAGAAAAUACUGAUGACCAUGAAAGUCAAUACCGUGACAGUAAUAGUGAGAAUGAGAAUAAAUCUGGAAUUCAGGAAGAAAACAAAGUUGAAACUUCAGAAGAAACUAAUGAUGAUGAUCACUCUGACAACUAA